ACUGGAUUUUCUCAAAGUGCUUUUCCACCCAAACCGCACACAACAGUGACCUUAUCCGUGCCUGCCAGAUGGAUACGAUACCGUGAUCUGUUCUUCCCAGAGAUAUACGUAUUGAGCAACACUCGGAAGAUUCGACACCAGACUGGAGCUGGCAUCACCAUCCUCAAAGGGUUCGAAAGGGGAGAGAGAGUGAGAGAGAGAGAGAGAGAGAGAGAGAGAGACCUGGAGUUGCUGAAGGAUUGAUUCAAGUUUUUUGGUAGAAACCGCAUUCUUCGAAGCGGACAGACUUUGGAAGAGACAACAUUUCUACUUCCAUUGAAGUCCACGAGUCGGGGGAAGUUGGCUUUGGUCUGGUCAACAGCUUGGUGGUAGUGGUGUUGGUAUCGGGGAUCACGCUACUGGCUUACCGAGAAAUUGGUAGUAGUAAAAAUACCAUGAGGACCAGUUGGUUCAGCUUUGGCCUGGGAGGCAAGAGCAAGGCCGAUGCUGCCAAAGAAGAAGCCGCUCGCUUGACCCGAGAGGCCGAUAUAAGACGACUCUACGAAGCUGGAACGCAACGAGAAGUCCUGGAACAAUUGUACAAAAAAGAGGAAGUGGACAAAUGCAUUGAGAAUAUCGACAAUGAACGAAAGCUUUUGGCUCUUUUGGAAGAAGAAAACGAAGACGAGCAGUCUGCCGAAGAAGAAGCAGCAGAGCCAAAAGAGGACGCCAAAGAAAAGACGGCCGAGAAAGAAGAAGAAGACGUCUCCAAACAAAUCGGUAUCGAUAAACUCUCGUUCCACAGUGCCAAGGAACACUUGGGAGGGAGUAGCACUGCACUGCCAGACAAUCUACAGCACAGCACAAAGUUUACACUUCGCUUUGACAACGGGAACGAAGACGAUGAAGAUGAAGACAAUGGGAGAACAAAUGUGGAACCCAACACUCUUUCGGCUAGUAGCCAUCACAUGAGACACGUCAUGGAUAUUUCCCUGGAAGAUGUCACUGAGACUGAGGGAUUAGAUUCUGUAUGUAUGAGUGAGAUGGAGCAAAGUGAGUUGGAGCAAAAUGAGACCGAUCACAAAACAGGGAAUAUACUGGAGCAGCCAAGCUUUGAACAGCAAGAAUCAGAGGAUGAUUUGCUCAAAGAAUUACUCAACACGGAGGGGGAAGAAUCCUCGUCCAAUUUUGAUUCCGUCACUACACCGGAACAAAUUGCGGGGAGUCAACCAGAUGAAGAAGAUGACGACAAUGCUGGAAUUACAACAGAGGCUAGUAGUAGUGAUAUCAACCCUCCCACUCAGCCUGAUGAAAAUGUCACGUCUACCAUGGUCACCAUUGAUACAUCGGCGGUGCAAGAAUCUGAGUUGAUCAUUGGCAGCAGCGACCACCAGGGCGGCUUUCGAAGGAUUUCCGUUGCCAGUGAGUUGGGCGUUAGUGGACUAGGCAUUAGUGGCUACCAAUCAUCAGCUUGGCUGGAAGAUAGCAACCGUUUGGCAACCGAGGAGGAAGAAGACGAAGAAGAAGAGGAUGCUUCCGAGUCACAAGAACAACCCGACGAAAGUGGAAAGGAUCACGAUGUAUCAUCAGAAGCAGAAAAAUCUGGUACAGUCGACGUGGAGGAUCACUCGGAAGAAGGGGGCACAGUCGACGUUGUUGACCUCGCACGAGAAGGGGGCGAUGGACCAGCUGAAAAAGUCGAUACGUCAGCCGCAGUAGAACAAGAUGAUGAGAGCGGUAAGGGAGAAAAUUCUGAUCGGGAAGAAAAUGAAGCCAGCAAUGCGACGAUCAAUCUCGAAGAGACAGAGAAACAGCGACAAGAUGAAACCUUGGGUUCUACGAAUCAAGGCAACGAAGCGCCUCUGGACAACGCGGGGGAUAGCCAAGAGGAAGGGAUCUCGACAACAAACACAGCGGAUAACAAAGAUGAUAGUGGUUAUGAUUCCACGGCCCAAGAAACACAGGGCGACGAGCCCGUAGAUCUAGAUUCGACGGAAGAAACAAAUAUCAAAGCGGACACCGAAGAUUCGCCACACAAACAAGUCGAUGAAACAGAGACAGAUGAAUCCGUCCCAGAGGCGUCGGCAAGCCCAGACCUAGAUGCAAAAGGCGAGGGCUCAGUCGAAGUCGACGACCAAAAUAAGGAGGAAGCAGAACCCCAAAGCGGCCAAGAUGCCACAGUAGAGCCGUCAAGCCCCGUCGUGAUGACGGAGUCUACAGAUGAUAAGGAUGAGAUGGACGCCGAGGCCGAAAGGGAAGAAAUGGUCGCAAUGUCGGAGGAAGACGAUGACGCCGUCAUGGAUGAACGUGAACACAUGGAAACUACUUCAGUGGAAGACGACGAAGAAUUACUGGAACAAUCAUCAAAACCGCAGGAACGCGCUGACGAAGAAAUGAACGAGGAGCCCGAGCCACAAGCUCCAGAGGCGAUGGACUCAGCUGAAGAGAUUGAAGAAGUCCAAAUGAAUGAAGCCAAGGGCGACGAUGGCGCCCCAGAUCCUCGAGACUCGAAUAUUAGUAAAGACACCAGCAGCGUCGGAUCGGGCUCUGAAUCUUCGGAAGAGUCACCUCCCCCUCCACCUCCACCACCGCUCGCUGAAACCGAAACCGACAUUGUCGAGGAAAUUGUCGAAAUUGUACAAGAAACCGCCAACCGUAGCGAAGUUUUCGAGGAAGUUGUUAUAUUGGAGGACCAAAGUGGGCGCGUUGUUUGCGAAGAAGUAAUCGAAGUGGAAGAUGGCAACAACGAGGUUGUUGAGGAAUUGGUUGUUGAAGAUGACGAGGAGAUAAUUGAGGAUGAUGCAGUUGAGGAAGUUGUCAUAGAAGAUCAAGAUGAAGAGGAACUCGUGGAGGAGGAAGUUGAGGCGGAAGAGUCUUCCGAGUCGGAAUAUGCCGAUCAAGUGGUGGAGAGCUGGAACGAGGUCAUCGAGGAACAACCGGAAGACUUAGAGGCGGCUGUUUCAGCCCUCAUCGCAGUCGUUUACAAGGACGAAGAUGUAGACGUUGAAAGUAUGCUCAGGAGGACGCGACUCCCUGAGCUUUACAAGUAUCUGAAGAGCCAAUAUUGGUACAAGAUUCACACCAACGAAGAAGAGGAGGCUAGGCUGGCUGCUAAGAUUAAAUAUGAGAAACCGACACAGUUAGUCAGUGUUGAUGAUAUGCUGAAAGGCCGAAUGGAAAGCCUCAUUGCGAAUGUUCAGCAGAUGGACCAAUCUGAGAGGCGGUCAUCAGUCAUCCCGGACGACAAGAAUGCCGACGAAAGCGUGCGACGAGAGAGCCGUAUGCAAAACUUAAUUGACACGGUUCAGAUUAGUUCUCGAAACUUGGUCGCAAAUGAAAGGAAGGUGACAGGCAACGGCAACAAUAUGCUUGGCUCCAACAAUGAAGAAGACGAAGAAGAGGAUCUGUUCGCUCCUGCGCCAUCAGCAUAUAUAGAUGUCAAUAUCAUCCACAAGCUGUCGUCGGAAACAAGGGAUGCUGGGGGAGGUCAUCAUGUGGCAAAGUACUAUGAAAAAGCAGUCAACAACAGGGCACAGCGGUACGUGCCAAAGUCAAAGCCCGAUGGACAGGGAAGUAGUUCCCCGACACCAGAUUCUGAAGACCCCGUGAAGGAAAGUUCCAAUGACGGCUGUGACGAGGGGGCACAGGCAAAACAAACUGAAUAUCAUGUACAAGUUCAACCAGACGAAACUUCUGGGGAAUCAGGUCCUUUAGUUGCCGCAGCCACAGAACCCAACAAUUUGGCAGAAGGAACCAAUACCCAAGGUGAAGCCACCCUCGCCACACCUGAUUCAGAUGAAUCCGAAUCUGAAAAGGUGGUAGAUGUGAUUGGUGGUCAAGAAGCUGCGGUUGCCAGCAACGACACGGAAGUGUCCCUUGAAAAAGAGAAACACAACGACGUGGAAGGACAGCAAAACAACGAUGUUGUCGAGGAAGUUGUCGAGGAAGCUGCCGUCGAAGACCUAGAGGAGGAGGAAGAAGUUCUCGAAGAGGUCUUUGAGAUGGCAGAAGGCAACAAUGAACUUGUCGAGGACGUGGUUGUCGAAGAGCAUGAUGAUGUGGAGGUUGUUGAGGACGAUGCCGUUGACGAAGUUGUUGUUGAAGAUCAGGACGAAGAGGAGCUUGUCGAGGAAGUCGUCGAUGAUCAGGAUGAGGAAGUCUUCGAUGAUCAAGAUGAGGAAGUUAUCGAAGACGAUGAGAUCGAGGAGGAAGUAAUUGAAGAGGACGCCAUUGCCGAGGUGGCACCAGCAUCAUUUGCCGUGCAAUCCGAAGAAGAAGAAGUGAUUGAAUCAGAUGACGAUCUCGAAGAAGUGAUUGAUGACGACCUGGAAGAUGAGUUCGUCGAAACAGACGACCUGGAAGAUGAGUUCGUCGAAACAGACGACGGAGAAGAAGAGUGGAUCGACACAGACGAUGGAGAUGGCGAGAUGGACGAGGAUUUCAUUGAAGACCAAGUAAUGGAUUCAUCUUGUUGAUCCAUGAGCACUCCAACUUGCACGCAUGGACAAAAUUUAUGGACAAGAAUUCCUGGAUGCAAUAGGUGCUGGCCUCCUUUGGUUUGUACACCAGAACCGAAAGUAGCGCCACCCAGGACCAAUUUCUGGGCUUGGCGUUGAAAGAGCCUCGCAGAUAAACAUGCUUCCUUCCAGCCGCGUCGAGAAUCGAAUCGAGCUUACUCCAAACCUCCAAUGUGGCUUCCAUCGGUGAGAUUAGGGUACACUCUGCUGUCGUAGAGAUUCCCAGACCAGGCUUCGGCACUUGCAGUGCGAUCGAAAAUUGCAAGAGCACCGGCGAAUUUCCACAAGGUUCAACACUGUACUACCAGUAGGAGAUACUAAGGAGUGAUUAGUCUCUGCUGGGGGUUGCUGGGGGGCUUUCAGUAGGGGAUCCUGCUGGGGCGCAACCUCUGAGGUUCACAGCCCAGAAAUGACACAUUCCAGUAUCAUAGCCAGGACUAUCCUUAACUUUUAGUGUGCACUUGCCAUGGGUGGAGUACCCAUUGAAUGCAGAGAGAAGCUGUUCUGGCUAGACAGCUGCAAAUGGCAUCACCAGUACCACUAUAGUUUCAACAUCAUCAUAUAGCACCAUCAACAACAAAAACUGAACACGUCUAUUUUUUAAAAACGGAUACAGACAAGAUGUGCUUGAGGGCCGCCCACGAGCGAGGCCUGGGUAUUUCCCACAGUCAAGUCUGCUCACCGGCCACACUAGCCUCCUGAGAGGGUGCGACGGUCACUAUCAUCAUCAAAUACAAGGAUAUCACGGCGGUUGGAUCCACAAUCACCAUGCAUAAGCUGAUCAAUAGUUCCAGUUGGUCAAUAGGUCAGUGGUCCAAGGAUGGCUGAUGUCCACUUCAAUUUCAACUUCACAGACUUGAAAGGUGGCAUCAACCAAAAUGCUGUCACUAGCUAGUUGUUCCUGGAGUGCCUGAUCCAGGAAUUCACAUGUCAGGGGUCAGGGGCGGAAGAGUAGGUGACAGUCUGAGCCUCACUUGGAGAUUGACCAACAUGGAGACAAAGCCCAGUGAUGGAAAACUAGGUGAACACGAUGAAUUUUGUUUUUCUUUUCUUUUUGGGUUAGAUUCUCAAUGCUAAAGAGAUUGAGUCGAGAUUGUGAGAAUAUGUUGGUUCUCGGUGAUGGCUAAGCUGUCUCCAUACUUGUUCACUUUUAAUCAAUGCGGCCUGGUAGGUACUUGCUCAGUUACCACAACAGAUUUCAGAGAGCGGAGGUGCCUCAACCAGUCGUAACAUCUGGUAUCCUGUAGUGCUGCCUUGGCGUAUUACAAGCUAUGAGUCGAGUCACAGUUUUUGGGUGAAUGUGACUUGGUCUUCUUCCCAACCCCUGCUUGUGGAAGGAACUGGAUUGGAUAUCCACAUUCAAACAAGUAGGUCUGAGGUUGAAGGAACAUUUCAGGCGUAGGUUUCCCAUAUAGUAGUUUCAAAUCGAGCUCGCAGCACUCCUCCCCCUGCUCCGGUAAAUGUUUGCUUCGUGGCCAUUUUGGCAUCCGUAGAGGGUUUCACCGAGGCUGCCAACGACAGAAAGCAAUAUCCUCCGUGGAGCACCUUGGCUGUAGUUCGAGGCUAGACGAUGCCCUUUGGGUUAAUUGUUAUCAUGCGCGUGCUGUUUUUGUUUCUGAUUACACCCAAAAUACGGAUUGAAAGUUAUCGUUGAGUACCCGUUCUGCUUCUUGAUCGGUGUAAUUGGCCCGUUCCAUGGCGUGAAUAGUGCGUUCGAGGUAACCCAGGACAAAUCCAGGAGAUUGGGGUCCAUCCGAGCCGUAGAUGAGCCUCCUAAUCAGUUCCAAUUGCUUGGCAUCUCGAAAGAUUCCAAACAACUUGUCACCGUUUGGAUCGUUGGAUGCACUGCCAACAGCGGAAACUUCCAUAUAGACAUUACUAUAGGUCAACGUCAAUCGGAAGCAUGCCUCAAUGGGAUCCUCCAAUCCAUCAAAGUCGGCACCAUUUCCCACAUGGCCCAGGAUAAAGAGAACGUCGGGAUACAGCUGAAUGGCUUCUUCCAAGAAAGCUGGAUGCGUCGCUUCCUUGUUGGUCAAGGAUCCUGUGGAUAAUGUCUUUCCUGUAUGGCAAUAGACUGGUUUGUUGAAUUCUCGUGCCACAUCGUAGAUGGAAUAGAACCGUGCAUCAUUGAGAUUGAUGAGCAUGUGAGGAUGUGCUAGUUUGAUGCCGAUAAAUUCGGGGAGGGCCAAAUAUUUGCGCAGCAAGUUUAGCGCUCGUUCUUCAUUCUUGUCCCAAUCAUUGACGGGCAGCGACGCCAAUCCCCAUAGUUUCUUGGGUAAUUUUUGGAUUUCUCCAUGGACGAAUUGGUUGGUGGUCAAUCCUGUGGUGGUGGGGGCGUAGACAGCGAAAAUGACACCCCGUCGAAUCUUUGCACAGACGAGUUGUGCACAAAUUCCAUAUCCACUCAAAAUGACAUUAAAGAGGGGUGUGGCAAUGACAGUGGGUAGUGGAAAGGGAAUAUUACCCAAUAUUUGGUCUUGAAAACUGGGUGGAACGUCUUGAAAGAGACCCGUGUGGAGAUGCAUGUCGACUGCCGAGACUUUGGAUCCCUGAUAAUCGACUCGAUUCCACCAGUCGUCGAGUCCCAAGUACCACUUGCCUUCGUCACUUUCGCCAGUGAUACCAACCGAUUCGAGAGUAGCAUUUUCACCUUCAAAGAGACGGUCGUCAUCGAUAAUAGUGGCAUUGGAAGAUGACAGAAAAAUGCUAGUGCUAGUGCUAGUAGUGUCCAGGUCGCCAACAUAUCCCCAACCGUGAGAGAAGAGUUGUCGUGUGUUUGUAGGAAUGGAAGUGUCUGAGAAUAAGAUAUUGGAGGUAGCUGAUAACCAUACUACUAGCAAGGCACUUGCCGAUAAAAGGACUGCUAGUAGUGGCGCCCUGCUGAAAGCGCACAGUCGAACGUUGCUACCCUGGCAUGUCAUGGUUCCUGUUGGUUGGAGUUCUGAAAGAAUCCAAUACAUCCAUCAACUAUAAGCAUCCUGAUGGUUGAAGAUAACCCUGUAAAUUGAUACCCCCAUUAGUUAGCGAAGCAAUCACGUGCCCCCAACCGCCUUCAGGUGCACCUAUGCAUACCUAUGACAUAGAUGUACAUUGUAGUCUACUUUCCAGUUGGUUGGGUAGCCAAACAUUGCAAAUUGCAAACAUACAAAAGGAGGAAGGAAGUCUCAUCUCAUUUUGAUGGAAUAGAUGGCUCCCCUGGCUUUCUGAUUAAGUAACCUUGUCAACGUAAAUUAGCUUAUGGUUCAUUUAGCUAAAAUACUUUUACUGGUCGGGUUCAGGCGUUUCGU
Molecule: messenger RNA, 7783 nt
Organism: Seminavis robusta
Lineage: Eukaryota; Bacillariophyta; Bacillariophyceae; Naviculales; Naviculaceae
Source: the annotation of a GenBank genome assembly